Molecule: messenger RNA, 2059 nt
Organism: Cephus cinctus (wheat stem sawfly)
Lineage: Eukaryota; Metazoa; Arthropoda; Insecta; Hymenoptera; Cephidae
Gene: shop
Product: probable sulfite oxidase, mitochondrial
Exons: 7
Coding region: 307-1992 (561 amino acids)
Cellular component (GO): mitochondrion
Molecular function (GO): heme binding; molybdopterin cofactor binding; oxidoreductase activity
Source: RefSeq, a predicted model, not a curated record
CUUGUGACUGUGCAAGUCGAAUUAAUAAUAAAAAUAUAUAUAUACAUAUAUCAGCAAUUGCGUAAUAAAAAUAAAUAUGAUGGUAAAGUUAUUGUUGUAUGUGUGCUAUCUCUUAUUUUUUGUAUUUUACGAUCUGGAUACUAUCUUCGAAGUUUUGAACGCAUUUAAACCCGAUAACUCAUAUAGUAUGAUUUCAUUCGCAGUUUUUUAAUGUCAUGAAUAUACUCUUCAAAGACUAGUAUAAUAAUAUUAAUUGUAUACCUGUUGUCAUUCCUAUAGCUAUACUAAUUGUACGACGCAACCAUUAUGGCUUUUCAUUUGAAAACACUGUGCAAACAUGGAAGAUCUUAUACAUUAAAAUCAAGAAUACUCUUGCAUCGUCCUGCUACAGCUUUCAGUAGCUAUUAUAAUGAGAAGGAACAAAGCUCGCAGAAUGAGAAUUCUAAUAAUGAUCCAUUCAGAAGGUAUGCUGCAACUGCAGCAGUUACUCUGUCUGCCUUAGGGCUCUACUUCUUUCAUGCUUUAGAUAUAGAGAAGGUAUAUGCAUUUGGAAAGCAUAAGAACGUGGAGUAUGGUGCACUGCGAGAAGAUUUAAAAACAUAUACAAUGGAGGAAAUUGGAAGACAUGAUAAUAAAAGGACAGGCAUAUGGAUCGUGUAUAAGCAUGGUGUCUAUGAUAUAACAGAUUUUGUGGAAAAGCAUCCUGGUGGAUCUGAUAAAAUUAUGAUGGCUGCUGGAGCUUCAAUAGAGCCAUUUUGGACAAUCUUUGCUAAUCACAAUAAGGAUGACAUUCUGAGUCUAUUGGAGUCAAUGAGGAUUGGGAAUAUUUCUGAAUCAGAUGCAAAAUCUCAUUCUGCUGAUGAUAAUGAUCCAUAUAGAAAUGAACCACAACGGCACAAGGCUCUAAAGAUCAAUGGACAAAAACCAUUUUGUGCAGAACCACCUGCAUCACUAUUAGUAGAAAGCUUUUACACGCCCGCGGAAUUAUUCUAUGUGAGACAUCAUUUGCCUGUUCCAGAAAUUGAUUUGAAAACAUACGAACUUGAACUUGCGGUGGAGGAAAAUACCCAAAAAGUACUGAAAUUAGAAGAUAUAAAAAAAUAUCCAAAGUACACGAUAACCAGUGCCGUUAUGUGCGCGGGCAAUCGCCGCUCUGAAAUGGCAAAGGCAAAACCUCUAAAAGGAUUAAGUUGGGGUGUUGGUGCUGUUGGAAACGCAUCAUGGUCUGGUGCUCGAUUAUGCGACGUACUUAAUGAUCUAGGUAUCAAAGAAGAUGACUACAAUCAUGUGCAGUUUGAAGGUCUGGACUUGGAUCCAUCUGGCACAUACUAUGGUGCAAGUAUUCCCAUAAGCAGAGCACUAGACCCAAGAGCUGAUGUUCUACUGGCAUAUGAAAUGAAUGGACAACCUAUUUCAAGGGAUCAUGGCUUCCCAAUACGAGCAAUAGUUCCUGGAGUUGUUGGUGCUAGAAAUGUUAAGUGGCUGGGUAAAGUCAUCAUAUCGAAGGAGGAGAGUCCAUCACAAUGGCAGCAAAGAGACUAUAAAGGUUUCUCACCAAGUACAGAUUGGAACAAUGUUGACUUCUCAAAAUCUCCAGCUAUACAGGAACUUCCUGUUAUUUCUGCUAUAUGCAGUCCGGAACCCAUGGACAAGGUACCAGUUAAGGAUAACAAAAUCUCUGUCAAAGGGUAUGCCUGGUCGGGUGGUGGGAAAAAAAUUAUUCGGAUUGACGUGACAGCGGAUGAAGGCAACACUUGGCACACUGCAAAUAUAGUGGCACAAGAUUCUGCAGCCAAGGAAGGUCGUCAUUGGGGUUGGACUAUUUGGAAUAUUGAAUUACCUGUGGAACCAAAAGUGAAACAUGCUGAGAUUUGGGUAAAAGCUGUAGAUUCGUCGUACAAUGUGCAACCAGAAAGUUUCAAAAAUAUUUGGAAUUUGAGAGGAUUUCUUUGUAACGCCUAUCACAGAUUGGAAGUUGAAUUAAUACAAUAAUUAUUAAAAUUAAGAUGAUUUUUAACUGAUAUUAAAGGAGGAAUAAAUAUGAAAUUAUAAAACUUUA